This is a messenger RNA of Paramecium pentaurelia, 1049 nucleotides long. The record is from the annotation of a GenBank genome assembly. Lineage: Eukaryota; Ciliophora; Oligohymenophorea; Peniculida; Parameciidae.
AUGAAAAACUACAAAAAAGUUGGUAUUUCAAAUACUAAGCACUUAAAUAAUGAGAUUGGUUAUUAUAAAGAAUGUGUAAGGUUUCUUCCAUCUGAAAGAGUUGAUGAUUAUUGUACAUCUGAUGCUAUUAAUUAUGAUCGAUUAAGGGAAGCAGGAAUGAAAAGAAAUAAAGCACUUCAAUUUUGUACUGCUAAUCAUUGUAGAAUUGAUUCAACUUAAGUUAAACAUGGUCCUCCAGGUUUAAAGAUAUUUAAAACAAAAAUAGAUAAAUUUAAGUAAUUAAAUGGAUGGUAGAUGGUAGGAAGAUUAAACUAUGUGGAAACUAUGCAAUAAGAGUAUUCUGAUGAUAGUAAAUGGUAAAUAUAAGUAUAAAAUAAAGAAGAGUCAAAAAAAUUAGAAUAAUUAAAAUAAUUUUAUAGUGAUCUGGAUAUAAAAUAUUCAUUCAAUGAUUUAAAUUUAGAUUAAACAAUCACAAAAUUAAGAUCAUUGUCAACUGAAUAAAAUUAUAAGAGUAGAGUACCAUAACAUUAAAUAAAGGAUUCAAAAAAUAAUAUUAUGUACUAUGAAAUGGCAGAGUAUAUAUUAUAAUUAAAAAAACCAUAAAAUACAUUGAUAUCUGAUUUAUGUGCAUUUGAUGAUUCUUUGCCAUUAGCAAGAUAAGAAUAUUAUGAAAUCUAACCAAAAAGAAUUGAGAAUGCAGCUCCAUUAUAUUCACCAUAAAAUUGUGAGAAAAGAUCAAAAUUAUUAAAAGAGUUAACUAGAGCUUAUACUGGGAAUGUGACUAUAACGGAACCAUCAGAAGAAUUAAAAAAAGUAAGUAAUUUAUAAAUUAUUGGCUAUUAGAACUUCUUAUUAGAUUGAUUAUAAUAACAGUUAAUAUGUAGAAGGUUAUAAAUAAAAAAAUGGAAUCCUUAAAAGUUUAAAUGAAAAUGAAUAAUUAAAGUCAAGGAAAAUAAAAUAAAGAUGUAGUAUAAAGACUCAAAGAAUAAGUAGAUAAUCUCCUGAAGAAGAAAGAAUAAAUAAAAACGUAUAGUUCAACAAUAAAUUGA